This is a messenger RNA of Carica papaya (papaya), 984 nucleotides long. NCBI's taxonomy places the organism in Eukaryota, Viridiplantae, Streptophyta, Magnoliopsida, Brassicales, Caricaceae. The record is from RefSeq and is a predicted model, not a curated record.
AUGGCGGUCUGGUAUCUCUACUCCCUUUUACUGUUUCUACCAGUCUUCGUCUUCACCAAACACUUCCUGAACAAAAUCCAGAACCUCCCACCAACCCUGUUUCCAUGUUUACCAAUCAUCGGCCAUCUCUACCUCCUCAAGCAACCAAUCUACAGAACUCUCUCCCGCAUCUCCGAGCAAAACGGCGACGUUCUUUUACUCCGAUUUGGGUCCCGUAAAGUCCUCGUCGUCUCCUCGCCGUCAGCUGCCGAAGAGUGUUUUACCAAAAACGAUGUCGUUUUCGCCAACCGUCCUCGCUUCCUCAUCGGUAAACACUUGGCUUAUAAUUUCUCCGGCAUGUCUUGGGCACCCUACGGUGAUCACUGGCGGAACCUCCGGCGGAUUUCCUCCCUCGAGCUUUUAUCAGCCAGUCGUCUCCAAAUGUUGUACCACAUCCGAGCUGACGAGGUUAAGAAUAUGAUUCGUAAUUUCUUAAAAUGUCAAGAUUGCCUUGUUGAUUUGAGAACAUCGUUUUUCGAGUUGACGCUCAACAUGAUGAUGAGAAUGAUAGCUGGAAAGCGUUACUAUGGGGAGAACGUGGAAGAUGUUAAAGAAGCAAAGAGGUUUCGUGAGUUUCAUGCAGAGACCUUUAAGUUGAGUGGUUCAGCUCCUAUUGGAGAUUUCAUACCAUGGGUUAAAUCUUGGGAUCUUGAAAAGAGGAUGAUAGAAUGUCAAAAAAAGAGAGAUGAGUUCAUGCAAGAUUUGGAUGGGUUCUUUCUGAUGCCAUUUGGGUAUGGAAGGAGAAGUUGUCCAGGAGAUGGAUUGGCUAUGAGGGUGAUAGGGUUGACUCUUGGCUCGUUAAUUCAGUGCUUUGAAUGGUCGAGGGUUGACGAUGAGAUGGUGGAUAUGAGUGAAGGAGUUUGCUUCACCUUGCAGAAGGCUAAGCCUCUGCAAGCUAAAUGUCGAACAAGAGCUGCCAUGGCUGACCUUCCUUCUCGAAUGUGA